AUGAAAGUAGCUGAGCUUAUUGAUUUUGAGCUUCACACUUGGAAGACUACCAUGGUUCAGGAUAUCUUUAACCCCAUUUCAGCUCAAGCAAUCCUAUCCAUUCCCAUCCCUAUCAGGCUGAGGCCAGAUAAGCUAUUGUGGAUUCCAGACUCCAAAGGUCUUUUCUCAGUCAAAUCUGCUUAUAAGGAGCUGUUGGCUAAUCCCCCUUCCCAAGCUACCACCGUAGUUAAAUGGUCAAAGCUUUGGAAAUUGAGAGGUCCGGAAAGAAUCAAAAUGUUCCUCUGGAGAAUUGCAGUAAAUGCUCUCCCCACGAGAGAAAACUUAAUGAGCCGCAUGGAUAUUUCUGAGCCAUGGUGUGUACUCUGUAACCAGGAGGUGGAAUCUGCUGCUCAUCUUUUCCUUAAAUGCCCUGCAGCCAAGGCGAUUUGGUUCUCUGCAUGCUGGGGUUUCAAAUCAGAUGAAGCUCACUUAGCUCUUCCUAGUGACAUCAUUAAGGUAAUUUUGGAACCUCCUCCGGCCCUCUGUCAAAUGCAAGAUAUGUGGCUAGUAUCCCUAAAUAUGGCUCUUACUAUGGAGGAAAUUUGGUGCAUCCGCAAUGCUGUUAUACACCAAAACGGUACUGUUGACCUCCAGGCUUCCAUAAGCAGGAUUGGGAAAAAACUGAAUGAAUGUGCUAAGGUUUUCUUCAUCCCUCAAGCGCCUUUAGCUGAACAACCAGUGGUGCACUGGUCUCCCCCUCCUUUGGGAUAUACCAAACUCAAUGUGGAUGCGGCCAUUUCUCAGAACAACUCAGCCUUAGCGGUCAUUGCUAGAGAUGCUCAUGGUCGUGUGUUGAAGGCCUGGUCUAAGAUUCUGCCAAAGAGAUCCCCGCUCUCUGCUGAAACCGAAGCCAUUUUGUGGGCUCUGCAGCUUGCUAAAAGUGAGGCUUGGAGUGAGAUCAUUCUGGAAAGUGACUCAAAGAAUAGCAUUGAUGCAAUCAUGGACUGCACGUCUUGUCCCCUUUGGUCUAUCUCCUCCCUGGUUUCGGACAUUUGUUUCCUGGCUAAGUCUUUUGAUUCUUGUCAGUUUUUUUGGAUUAGUAGAAUCUGUAAUUCUGCUGCCCAUGAGGUAGCAAGGUUUGCUUUAGUGUCUUUAGUGUCUUUCAGUUUGGUCUCGGAAAAUCUUCCAGCUAGUGUGGCUAGUGCUUGUAAGGAAGAUGCUUGUUUUUGUUAA
Messenger RNA from Quercus lobata, 1212 nucleotides. RefSeq lists its product as uncharacterized. Lineage: Eukaryota; Viridiplantae; Streptophyta; Magnoliopsida; Fagales; Fagaceae. The transcript has a single exon. Gene Ontology annotation, molecular function: RNA-DNA hybrid ribonuclease activity; nucleic acid binding. The coding region runs from base 1 to 1212 and encodes 403 amino acids. The record is from RefSeq and is a predicted model, not a curated record.